Dreissena polymorpha is the source of this 896-nucleotide messenger RNA. RefSeq lists its product as uncharacterized. Bases 362 to 793 code for a protein of 143 amino acids. Lineage: Eukaryota; Metazoa; Mollusca; Bivalvia; Myida; Dreissenidae. The transcript has a single exon. The record is from RefSeq and is a predicted model, not a curated record.
CUUAUAACAAUAUCUACACUAUAUGUUGCCAUAUAUGAUGAUGCAUACAUAUACUAGACUGGUGUAAUAGUUCGCAAAUAAACAGUGUUUAAAUCUUGUUGGAUUGUAAUCUUUACUGGAAGUAAUAAUACAAAUUACAUGAAAAAUAGACACACAUGUGUAACAGUCGUAUACUGUUUAAUACUUCGAAUGGUGGGAACAUCAUGGGAAAUAAUACUUUGUUGUUGAGCAUAAUAACGGAAUUUGAAUUGGCCAAAACAGGAAUAGACGCAUUAAACGUUAACAACUUCUACUACACCGGCGUUUAAGAUUACUGGCGUGCACUAGUUUAUAGUUAAUUGAUUGUGGAUAAACCAAUUUAAUGAUGGCAAAAGGAACAGAAAACAAAGGCCUAAACGAACUGUUUGGUGAAUUUAAAGAAUUAAAGAUCGCCAAUCAUAAGGAUGAUAUUCUUGUGCUGGCAGCCGUUGUGCUCAUGUCAGUGGGGUUCGCCGUCAUCUGUAUGGGCUACAUCAUUCCCCGGGAGUACAGGUUCGACUCCAGCCUGCCCGCCCGAGAGAUGGAGAAGAUCGAACUGCACUAUGUGAAGCUCGCCUACUACCUCGAUGUGAGCAUUGUGGCUGGGAUGGGGUGUGUGGCGGCCGGGGGCGUGGUAGCCACGGCACUCACCGUGUACAGAUAUGUGUCAUCGCGCUCACAACGCGUGUCUAGAGACAGGAAAGACUUAACGUUGCUAAGAGACAUACAUAUGUCCACUUACGGGACAGACAGUCAAAAUGUUCCUUCACAAUAGCCAAUAACGAACUGUAAUAUAAAAAUUCAAAACCUAGAGCAUAUCGAUGAACGUUAAUACGCACGAUAAAUUUGCAUGUGAGAAUUAAUAAACAUGAAUCUUC